Nycticebus coucang (slow loris) is the source of this 6608-nucleotide messenger RNA. It is a transcript of the gene IRAG1, whose product is annotated as inositol 1,4,5-triphosphate receptor associated 1. The record is from RefSeq and is a predicted model, not a curated record. Bases 181 to 2763 code for a protein of 860 amino acids. Lineage: Eukaryota; Metazoa; Chordata; Mammalia; Primates; Lorisidae. The transcript is spliced from 21 exons.
GGAAUAACUCAGUUUUAGGUAAGCCUUCCUACAUCCUAGAAUAACCUGUCUCUUCAGCUGGGAAGCAGAGGGAACGUUCUCCUCCUUAAAGCCUGCGGAGCCCAGGCCUCUUGGAGCAUCUUGGGGGCUGACACAGCGGAGGUUCCGGGCACACGUGGCCACUCCCAGCAGGAGGCCACCAUGCCCCACAUUCCUGAGGAUGAGGAGCCCCCCGGAGAGCCACAGGCAGCCCAGAGCCCUGCCGGCCAACAGGACCCUCCCACCGCAGGAUUAUCUUGCAGUCCACCCACAAUCGUCCUGACGGGUGAUGCCGGUUCACCAGAAGGAGAAACUGACCAAAACCUGGCCAACAGAGCUCACAGAUCCCACAAGAGGCCUUCUCACCGGCACUUGAAGGUUUCUACCGUUUCGCUGACAUCUGUGGACCCUACGGGGCACAUCAUUGACCUGGUAAAUGACCAGCUGCCAGACAUCAGCAUCUCAGAGGAGGAUAAGAAGAAAAACCUGGCGCUGCUGGAGGAAGCCAGGUCAGUGAGUGAGAAAUUCCUGACCCGCCGUGGAAGGAAGUCCAGGAGCAGCCCCGGAGACUCCCCAUCAGCUGUUUCCCCCAACCUCAGCCCUGGACCUUCUCCUACAUCCUCUCGGAGCAACUCUCUUACUGUCCCCACCCUAGAAGGUUUGGAUGUGUGCAGUGACCCACAGUCCCCUCUGCCUGGAGCUUCACCACAGAGAGGAGAUGAAGCCAAAGACUCUUCACCUCACCUUGGCGAGCCAAAUGUCCCCAAAGGGCUAGCUGACCGGAAGCAGAAUGACCAGAGGAAAGUGUCUCAGGGAAGGCUGGCUCCUCGUUCUCCUACGGUUGAGAAGUCCAAAGAGAUUGCAAUAGAACAAAAGGAAAACUUCGAUCCUCUCCAGCACUCCGAGAAUACAUCCAAGAGCCCAACUUCUAGUUCAAGCAGCAGUGGGAAAAUGGCCCUGAAUAGCCCUCAGCCUGGCCCCGUGGAGGGUGAGCCAGGGAAGCAGCUCUUGAAGACUGCCAAGGAGGGCAGCCCUCUGCCGAAAAGCCCAGCCCAGGGCUCUGGAGGGGCGGCUCCCCCAGCCCCCCAGGGGAGAGGCCCAGUUGGAGAACCAAUGGGGUCCAGGGUCGGCCCUAAAGCCGAACCACAGCCACCUGUGUCCCGUCCCCCCCUACUGCGGGGGGUCUCCGGGGACAGUGGCCCUGAAGAACCCAGCUCCCGGCUACAGAAAGUAUUUGCCAAGCUGCCACUGGCAGAGGAAGAGAAACGUUUUGCAGGCAAAGCCACUGGCAAGCUGGCCAAGGCACCUGGACUCAAAGACUUUCAGAUCCAAGUGCAGCCUAUUCGGAUGCAGAAACUGACCAAGCUCCGCGAGGAGCACAUCCUGAUGAGAAAUCAGAACUUAGUGGGGCUCAAGCUGCCAGACCUUAGUGAAGCGGCUGAGCAGGAAAAAGGGCUUCCUUCUGAACUCUCCCCAGCUAUUGAGGAAGAAGAAUCAAAGACUGGCUUAGAUGUUAUGCCUAAUAUUUCUGACGUGCUGCUGCGCAAACUACGGGUCCACAAGAGUCUGCCUGGAAGCGCUCCUGCACUCACCGAAAAGGAAGUUGAGAACGUGUUUGUACAACUAUCCUUGGCCUUUAGAAAUGACAGCUACACCCUGGAGUCUAGAAUUAACCAGGCUGAACGGGAACGCAACCUGACAGAGGAGAACACGGAGAAAGAACUGGAAAACUUCAAAGCUUCCAUUACGUCCUCAGCUUCACUUUGGCAUCACUGUGAGCACCGGGAGACCUACCAGAAGCUGCUGGAGGACAUUGCUGUCCUUCACCGCCUGGCUGCCCGCCUUUCCAGCCGUGCUGAGAUAGUGGGGGCCGUCCGCCAGGAAAAGCGCAUGUCAAAAGCCACAGAGGUGAUGAUGCAGUACGUGGAGAACCUGAAGAGGACAUAUGAGAAGGACCACGCGGAGCUCAUGGAGUUUAAAAAGCUUGCAAAUCAGAAUUCAAGCCGCACCUGUGGCCCCUCUGAAGACGGGGUCCCUCGCACGGCACGGUCCAUGUCCCUCACAUUGGGAAAGAAUAUGCCCCGCCGGAGGGUCAGCGUUGCUGUGGUUCCCAAGUUUAAUGCCCUGAACCUGCCUGGCCAAACUCCUGGCUCAUCACCCAUCCCCUCCUUACCCGCCUUGUCGGAAUCACCCAAUGGAAAAGGCAACCUACCUGUUACGUCAGCACUGCCUGCACUUUUGGAAAAUGGAAAGACCAGUGGAGACCCAGAUGGUGAAGCCCCUGCUCCUGGGCCAACCCUGAGCUGCCUAGAAGAGGUCAGUCAGGAGACCAAGGCCAGAAUGGAGGAAGAAGCCUUCAACAAGGGAUAUCAGGAAGGUCUAAAGAAAACCAAAGAACUUCAAGACCUGAAGGAGGAGGAGGAGGAACAGAAGAGUGAGAGUCCCGAGGAACCUGAAGAGGUCGAAGAAACUGAGGAAGAGGAAAAGGACCAGAGAAGCAGCAAACUUGAAGAAUUGCUUCAUUUCUUACAAGUCAUGUAUCCCAAACUGUGUCAGCACUGGCGAGUGAUUUGGGUGAUGGCUGCAGUGAUGCUGGUCUUGACUGUUGUGCUGGGGCUCUACAAUUCCUAUAACUCUUGUGUGGAGCAGGCUGAUGGGCCCCUUGGACGAUCCACUUGCUCAGCAGCCCAGAGGGACUCCUGGUGGAGCUCAGGCCUCCAGCAUGAGCAGCCUGCCGAGCAGUAGGAAGCCCUGAUACCUGGCCAGUGCUCUGGUCUGGUGUGCCCAGCCUACUGCCCCUUCCCCAAGCAUAAUGUCAGGCCCAGGUGUGGACACGCUGGUGCCCAUCCCAUCAGGAAUGAGGGGUUCUUUCACCCUCAACACUUCUGUGGGAGUUAUUCAUACACAGUGACUCAAUGUUCUUGGAAGAUCAAGAAUAUUGCCUGGGAAAGCAUCCAGUGGACAAAGAAAUCACCUUUACCAAGGAAGUCUAACUGAAGGGAAGUUCUUCUGCUUUAGAAAGAACUAAAACACCUUCGCCAGGGGAGGAGGCAUUAAGAGGCUCACUCUCUCCUUUUUUCUCUCUGCAAUUGGCUAUCAGGAAGAAUUGUGCAUAACAACUAAUACUGAUCCUAAGGAUCAGACCUGGAAUUUGGAGUGGCAACAUGAAUAUCUUCCCAUUUACUAUUUAAUUUUCAAUGACUAUCCUUCAACCUCUCUUUCUCCCUGUUGGAAUCAGAGUUUCUCUUCGCAGAAGUAGGAAAGGAUUCUCAGAAAAAAAAUCUAUAGCUGAAUUUAGCUCAGUGCUUGAGAUGAAGUGGGAAGAUGUGAAUUACUAUCCAUCUGCACACACACAACACGCACACACAACACACAUGCACAAAACCAACAGCCCUAAAAAAGUGUGCAAUGGGUGUGUGCUCUGGAUAAAUAAGAUGCAUGUCAAGCCAACCCACAGACUUUCACUAGGUGUGGGGAAGUCACCAGGCACCUAUUCAAUGAACUUGCCACAUGGAUUGAAGAUGUUUGAAAAACACUGAAAACACAUGGCUUCAUUGACAGAAUUACUGGUCUUUAUUGCAAAUAUUGAUUCUAAGCUCUUGUACAGUACUAUCUAUUUCCUAUUCUCUUUUUUAAAAGCAGUUAACCCCUCUCUCAGGUGAAGGAGGAGGAAAGGUGUGUUUUCAGUGUUGUCUGUACUCUGUGUGUGUGCCCAUAGGCAAGGGUGCAGUUGCACCUUAGUGCUUCAGUUCGAAUGAGAUUUCCAACCUAACUGUAAGCUUUGAAAUUGUAUUCCAAAUUGUCAUAAAAUUGAAAGUGCACAUCCCAUCUUCAGUUUGGCUUUUCUCCUCACCUUUACAGCUUCUGCCUUCAUUCAGCCCUCAUCAGUUUUGUGGGUGUUGGUUUCUGUGUAGGUUUUGUUAUAGUUGUUUUGCUUUUGCUUUUUUGUUAUUUUUUUACUUUUGUUGCUAAUGCUCAUAUGGUUCUCCAUAUUCUGUAAGUAUUGAUUCACUUAGUCCUCAAGAAAUAAAAAUCUAUGAGGUGGGUACUACUCUUCCCAUUUUCAAAUGAGGAAACAGUAGCAUAAAAAGGACAAGAAACUUGCUAAGGACAUCCCACUAAGUAAAUCAUGGAGCUAGAAUUCAAACCUAGGUAGGCUGGCUCCAGGACUGUGCUCUUAUUGCCUCUCUAAUGGUCUCCUAACUGGAUGCCUUACAGUCCAGUCUUAAUCCCUCACAUGACCCUUCAACUACUCCAAAACAUCUCUGGUUCCCAAACUAAGUGAUUUCUCUUGCAGCUCUGGACCUCCACUCACUAGAAAUUCUCUAGUCAUUCUUUUUUCUUCUGGUUACUCUUCAGGACCAAGUGCAAAAAUCAUCCCCUCCAUGCAGGUUUUGAUGACCUCCCUUCCACAUUACCCACCAUAUACAACCUACUUUGUGCUUUCCAGUAUUUUCUAAAUAUUUUCAUUACUUAUCUUUACCUACCUAUAUCAAUAACCUAUUUAUGUAUCUAUGUCUUAUCUCUUGGGUAAGUGCCUAGCAUGGUGGCUUAUACUUGGGAAGGUGUCAUUAAAUGUCAAUCAGAAAAAGCAUUCAAGGUGGUAAAGAAUAGCCUGGGACAGCUGAUACUUUGCAUGCUUCCAAGUACCAGCACCAUCACCACCACCACUAUCACCACCAUCUCAAUGGGCAAUGGGAAAAGUAGCAUCUUUCUUAGCCUCAGCUUAUUCUAACGUUUCUCAGUCUAUUUUAAAAGAGUAGGAAUGAGACCAGACUAGAAAUACCAUUUCCAAGCUCAUGGACUCAAUCCAAUUACUCCCUUCAGAGAGGACUCUCCCCCCAAAACCCCCACUUUAGAGUACCAUGUUUAUUGAAGGAGAAUCCUUUAUAGUGGCUCAAAAAUGACUGUGAGAGGAGCCCAAGCCAGGGUUGGCCCAGGAUGUGCCAUUAAGGUAAAGAGGUACAGUGCAGGUCAGAGAGACUUUGGGGGCAUUAGUGAAUGGUUUACCUGGCCUCUAUAGGGGGUCCAGAUACAACUGAAGGAGCAUUAGCUACAUGAGGUCCUCAGAGACAAAGGCAGGCUGUGAAUGGAGUUCUAGAGAGUGGCUGUGGGGUAGGACUCUAGAUGGGCAAUCUCCAGUCUCAGCCUCCCUUAAAGAAGGACCAGGCUGAGCUGGUCCAUUGUACACUUGGCCACAAGCUUCCCGUCUUUGUUCCAGGUGAGUCAAAGGCCAGGAAAGCAGAUGCAGAGAGCUUCUGCACAUUCAGCUGCUCCACAGAAAGUCCUGCAAGAGCACUUCCAGCCCAGGCCCUCUCCUGCACUACUCCAUUUGUAGUAAAGGUUGGUCAAGGAAAAGGUCAUUUCCGAAAAAGAGAAGAGUAGCCAAAUUUACAAGAGCAUUGCUGAAAAAGUACUCAUUGGUUUGAUUUGGCUGGAAAGCAAAGAUCAACCUUAAGUGGUUGGAGCUGCUGCCAAAGCAAUAGUGAAAUGGAGAGAAACAGGUCUUGUACAUCCAAUAGUGGCAUUGAUCUGAAAUAAAAGUUCCUCUCUAAAUGCUUCUGAAGCCUGCCACUUCUGGUUGGCCCUGUGAGUCUGGUUGAUGUCACCUCCUAAAGGUACCUUCCCUUUCUGACUGCCAAAAAGUGAAAUGUGUUGCUCCCUUUAUGCACCCUAACAGAGGAAAUGGAGAGGGAAAUGUUGGAUUCGUGUAUCACUGGCUGGCUGUUCCCAUCAUCAUUAAGCCUCACACGGGUGUGCUAGCAUUGAACUGUAGAAUGUCACAUACUUGAGUUUGAAAAUAAAAACACAUUUCCAAACCUUGGCAGCUUGUCAAAUGCCUCCUUAUUUUAUGGAUCUCAGUCAAAAUCUUAUCCCAACCCCAAAUUAGAUGACUUUGGAUAUAUUAGUGUCUCCCAGAACCAAGCCGGAAGUCCCCAACCCUUGGACAUUGUACUGUGGGCUCCUUCACAGGGGUCAGAUCAGCCCCUCCUUUUUUUCCCUUUCUUAUCCCUGAUCCUCAUCUCCUAUAUCUUCCUGGUUUAUGAUUUUUUAAAUUUUAAAAUAUUAAGGGGUACAAAAAUUUUUGUUAGAUGGAUACACUCUAUAAUGCUGAUGUCAUAACUUACAGUGUUCCCACCACCAGGACAGCAUUCAUUGUACCAGUAGGUAAAUUUUUAUCCCUCAGCCCCCUUCCAUCCUCCCUACUUCUUAGUUUUUUGUGUUCUUUGUGUCCUUUUGUGUCCAUGUACACCCAUCAGUUAGCUCACACUUAUUAGAACAUGUGGUAUUUAUUUUUUCAUUACUGAAAUACUUCACUUAGGAUAAUGGUUUCCAGUUCCAUCCAAGCUGCUGUGAAUGACAUUGUUUCAUUCCUUUUUGUGGCUGUGUAAUAUGCCAUAUGCAUAUACACCUCAUCCUUUUUAUACACUCAUGUAUCAAUGGGCCUUUGGUUGAUUCCAAAUCUUUACAAUUGUGAAUUGUUCUGUCAUAAAUAUUGGAGUGCAUGUGUCUUUUUGAUAAAAUGAUUUCUUCUCCUCUGGGUAGCUACCCAGUAGUGGGAUGAUUACUGGAUUGAAUGGUAUGUCUGC